Molecule: messenger RNA, 1093 nt
Organism: Drosophila rhopaloa
Lineage: Eukaryota; Metazoa; Arthropoda; Insecta; Diptera; Drosophilidae
Exons: 2
Coding region: 83-859 (258 amino acids)
Molecular function (GO): DNA binding
Source: RefSeq, a predicted model, not a curated record
UCUUAUGAACUGAAAGGCCCUGUUACACCUGAAAAAAAACCUUUCAGUAGCACACGUUUGGAAAUAAAAAGUAAGUUAGACCAUGUCCCAGCCAUCCCCGUCACCUGGUGAUAUGCAGUCCCUCCGCUGUCUGCACUGCAUGAAGGUGAUCCGUUGUUCCCGCUACGAUACCAGUGGACUGGUUCGCCACAUCGAGCAGGAUCACCCGGAGAUCUACGCGGCGACCAACGAUAAAAUCAGGAAUUUGCACAAGCUGGCCGCGGACCACGGCAUCAGCGAGGAGCGUCUCUCGAGGAUUAGCAAGAUGACGGGUCUCUCGGAGUCUCAGAUGGCCGACAAGGCGGAUAAAUACAUAGCCAAGAAGAUGAGCUCUGGUCGGAGUGGUGGCUCCGGCACUGGAGAGCCAGCGGAAAAGGAUGCCUCCACUACGGCGUGCAGUGUAGCAUCCUCGAAGGAGGAGAAGUCCUCGUGUCCGUGCCCAUGUCCACGGCCAGUGGACAAGACGACGGCUCAUCGGAGGCACUGCUAUCGGGCCUCCAUCGAACGCUGGGCUCCGGCGGAGGGUUGCAUCUUCUGCCCGUGCUGCGCCUGCAACAAGCGUCCAUUGAUCAAGGCUGCAACGGAGAUCGUGGAGGCCGGAUGCUGUGCAUCCUGCGUGGUCACCUGCUGGCCCCUGUGCUUCCUGCCCUGUCUGCUGCCCUCGGACAAUCGGGAGUACCUUUACUGUCCCCACUGCCGCACCUUCCUUGGCAUCUACGAUCGCGACAAUAACUGCGUGAAGCCCAGCAAGGAGUUUGUAUCCUGCGCCACGUCGGCCACGCCCCCUCCAAAAUCACCCCUCAUACCGCCCCCACAAUAAUCUUCUAAGGACUUUUAGGGGAAUUUGUAUUUUUUUAAUGUUCAAAUUGUUCGUGUAAAGCUUUGACCGGGUUAAUAAGCCAGUUGGCCACUAUGUUGCUAUCUUAAAUAGCAAAGAAGGGGUACUAUUAUAUAUAUGUACAUAUUUUUAUUUUUGAUUUAUCCUUUAAAGAAAUCUUUGUGUAACUAAAGUAAAAUAUUUUGGUCAAUAUAAGAAAAUAAAUUUAAAACCCCA